UACACUGCCUUUUUUAUUUGCUGUGCGCUGUUUUUUCAUCAAUAAAAUUCGGAAAUAAAACUGAAAUUCACAUGCAUAAAAGCCAGCGACAUGCCCUCAAUUGUGUAUUCAAGAAUGCCUUUGCACGGUAUACAACUUUUAUGGGAUCUACACAUUUUAUGCCAAAGCGUUACGUGAAAAAACUGGGAGAGCAACCAAAGGAAACCAAUGUGCAGGCUCACAGUCAGCUGGAACAUGCAUGCCUCAUAGACUAUGACCAGAAGCUAACGUUCCCGCGCCUCACUGGUAUUAUCUGCACGAUUGGACCUGCCACACAAAGUGUUGAGAUGAUUGUAAAACUUCUUGGGGCUGGCAUGAAUAUUGCACGUUUGAAUUUCUCACACGGAAGUCAUGAGCAGCACGGCGGAACGGUGUCCAAAGUGCGUGAAGCCUGUGAGUUAUAUUCGCAAAAGUUGGGCUACAAAUCCCAUACGGCAAUUGCGCUUGAUACCAAGGGUCCCGAAAUACGAACUGGACUCAUUGCAGGAAGCGGAACAGCUGAUGUGGAGCUGAAGAAAGGUGCAACAUUUAAGUUGAGCACCAACCAGGAGUUUCAGGAGAAAGGCACGGUGGAGAAAGUGUAUGUCGACUAUAAGAAUAUAACCAAGGUGCUGAAGCCUAAGGAUCAUGUCUACUUAGAUGAUGGCCUGAUCUCUUUGCUGGUAAAGGAUAUCAGCGGCGAUGACUUGAUUUGCGAAGUGGAAAAUGGCGGAAAAUUAGGCUCACGCAAAGGUGUUAAUUUACCCGGCAUUGAUGUGGAUCUUCCCUCUAUUUCAGAAAAAGAUAAAGAAGAUUUAAGGUUUGCGGUAGACCAGAAACUGGAUUUUAUAUUUGCCUCGUUUAUUCGGGAUGCGAACUCCAUUGAGGAGAUACGAUGUAUGCUUGGCGAGAAAGGCAAAUAUAUUAAGAUCAUAUCCAAAAUCGAGAACCAUCAGGGUAUGAAGAACAUUGCGGAAGUUAUUGAGGCGUCCGAUGGCAUAAUGGUUGCACGCGGCGAUCUGGGUAUUGAAAUACCUGCAGAGAAAGUUUUCCUCGCACAAAAAUCCAUUUUUGCCCAGUGUAAUAGGGCCGGAAAACCGGGAAUCUGCGCUACCCAAAUGCUAGAGUCCAUGAUUAAGAAGCCUCGUGCAACUCGUGCCGAACUCUCCGAUGUUGCAAAUGCGGUGAUUGAUGGCGCCGAUUGUGUCAUGUUAUCUGGGGAAACGGCUAAGGGUGAAUAUCCGCUGGAAUGUGUUGAGACCAUGACCCGGGUAUGCCGUGAGGCCGAAGCCGCCAUUUGGAGCGAUAACCUCUUUGAUGAUCUGAUAAAUGCCAAUGAUGACGCAGUAGACCUAGAAAGUGCCCUGAUAAUAUCUGCCGUCAGUGCGGCCAUUAAUGGAGAUGUCCGAGCUAUUAUAGUGCUUACCUCCACAGGACGUACGACUUUUAAGUUAAGCCGAUAUCGUCCGCCAUGUCCCAUUAUCAGUCUCAUUGCGGGAAAUGAUCUGAUUGCGCGUCAGUCAAAUCUUUAUCGUGGCAUUUUCACGAUCAGCUACGAAAGCGGAUCCAAUAAUGCUGGAGGAAAGAAAUCAGUUGAAGAUCGCCUUAAACUUGGCAUAAAGGUGUCCAAGGAUGCGGGUAUUAUCAAGGACAAUGAUCCAGUUGUCAUUGUUACAAGCUUGCAAUCUGGGAGCGGUCUUAGCAAUUCCAUGCGUAUGAUCUAUGUAUAAUUUAUGUGAAACCCAAGCUUAACCUCCAGAAAGUUAUGUAAAUGCAUUGAUAUUUUGAGUACGCUUUUUUUACUUAAAAUAUGUAUUAAUUACUAUAAUCUCAAGAAUAGAUAGCAAAUUUUAAGUGAA
Molecule: messenger RNA, 1877 nt
Organism: Drosophila innubila
Lineage: Eukaryota; Metazoa; Arthropoda; Insecta; Diptera; Drosophilidae
Product: pyruvate kinase-like
Exons: 2
Coding region: 72-1748 (558 amino acids)
Biological process (GO): glycolytic process
Cellular component (GO): cytoplasm
Molecular function (GO): magnesium ion binding; potassium ion binding; pyruvate kinase activity
Source: RefSeq, a predicted model, not a curated record